AUGAUGACUGCUGCUCUAUAUUAUAUUCCUAGCGAGUCCUUUCAACCUUCUAAAAGUUUAAAACCACGAUGUUUUAAAAAUUUAAAUGUUAGUAAACUUCCAAUAAAUUGGCGAGCAAAUAAAACAGCAUGGAUGAAUGUGAAGUUGUUUAGCGAAUGGCUAUCGGAUUUAAACGUAUCAAUGAAAAAGCAAAAAAGCAAAAUAAUAUUAUUUCUUGAUAAUGCACCAUGUCAUCCGGUUGAUAUCGAAUUAUCAAAUAUAAAAUUACAAUAUUUUCCACCAAAUACCACACCAAAACUUCAACCAUUAGAUCAAGGUAUUAUACACGCAUUUAAAACACAUUAUCGUAAACAUUUAGUUAAACAUAUAAUAGCACGUUGUACAACAGCUCAAACACCAGAUGAUAUUAAAAUUACACAUUUAGAUGCUAUUUACUGGAUUGAUGCAGCAUGGGAAGCUGUUACGCAUACAACAAUACGAAAUACAUUUCGUGUAGCUGCUUUUAAAGAUAAACAACAUGAUGAUAUAACAACAGCAACAUCUAAUGAUACAGAAACAUCAUCAACACAUAGCACAAAAUCAAUGGAUGAUGAACCAUAA
Rotaria socialis is the source of this 600-nucleotide messenger RNA. The record is from the annotation of a GenBank genome assembly. NCBI's taxonomy places the organism in Eukaryota, Metazoa, Rotifera, Eurotatoria, Philodinida, Philodinidae.